UCCGAAUUAUAAAAACCUCGCCGACGAUCUCAAGAAAGUAAAACAAUUAAUUCAAAAACAAAAAAUGAUGUUCCCUUCAAAGAUCACCACAUGCAUCCUCGUCCUAGCCGUCUACACGGCAGCCCCAUCAGAGUCAACCAUAACGUGUGGGACAGUGACAAGCACACUGGCACGGUGUAUAGGCUACUUGACCAACAGUGGUUCAUUGCCAUCAGACUGCUGCGUUGGAGUCAAAUCAUUGAACCAAAUGGCUCAGACCACACCGGACCGCCGACAAGUCUGUGAGUGCCUAAAAUCUGCGGCUAAGGAUAUCACUGGCCUCAACACCGACCUUGUGGCCACACUCCCUACAACUUGUGGUGUUUCAGUUCCCUACCCCAUUCGUUUUAGCACCAAUUGUGACACUAUAUCGACUGCCGUGUGAAGGAGGCUAGCUAGAGAUGUACGACUAAUCAAAGUUGCAAGCUUUUAACCUAAAUAAUAAGUAUAUCAUGCGGCUAUUUCCCAUUUUAUGAGUUCAUUCUCACUAUGUAAUCAUCCAUUUCAUAUGGUAAUAAGUUAAUAACUUCUACUAAUUAAUAACGACAAAGGAACUCUUUCUCGCUC
Molecule: messenger RNA, 606 nt
Organism: Brassica napus (rape)
Lineage: Eukaryota; Viridiplantae; Streptophyta; Magnoliopsida; Brassicales; Brassicaceae
Product: non-specific lipid-transfer protein 12
Exons: 2
Coding region: 65-424 (119 amino acids)
Biological process (GO): lipid transport
Cellular component (GO): membrane
Molecular function (GO): lipid binding
Source: RefSeq, a predicted model, not a curated record